Messenger RNA from Fundulus heteroclitus (mummichog), 2721 nucleotides. It is a transcript of the gene gpr85, whose product is annotated as G protein-coupled receptor 85. Gene Ontology annotation, cellular component: plasma membrane. NCBI's taxonomy places the organism in Eukaryota, Metazoa, Chordata, Actinopteri, Cyprinodontiformes, Fundulidae. The transcript is spliced from 3 exons. Bases 396 to 1529 code for a protein of 377 amino acids. Gene Ontology annotation, molecular function: G protein-coupled receptor activity. Gene Ontology annotation, biological process: G protein-coupled receptor signaling pathway. The record is from RefSeq and is a predicted model, not a curated record.
AAUGUAAAAAAAAACUGCUAAAAACCCGACGUGUGCAAUGUAAAUAACCAACCGGAGGGACACGAAUUGGGAUUAUCAACAGCGGAGCCUUGGAAAUGAUUCUGCUCUAAUGGACGCGCGGAUCCGUUCACAGCGUCACGGGGGAUGCGGAGAACAUUGUUCCGUUCUGCUGAUCUUUUCCUAUCGAUACAUUUUUUAAUCACAGGACGAAAAUCCAUCGGAUUCCGGCGCGGAUCUUUUCCAGGUGUGAUGAGACAAAGAAACAAAGGAUGCCUUAGAGAGGAGGUUGCCUGUACGCCUGGAAACCUCUUCAAAGCACACCACCAAAUGGAUCAAACGCCUCCCCCUGCCACCUCUAGAUCAUGAUACUCGGGUGAAGCUAUUCCAGUACAUUUAUGAUCCCUCCUCCAUCUAUGGCGAACUAUAGCCAUGCAGGGGACCACACCAUCUUGCAGAAUGUCUCUCCUCUGGCCACAUUCCUCAAAUUGACCUCCCUGGGUUUCAUCAUUGGAGUCGGCGUGGUGGGGAACCUCCUGAUUUCCAUCCUGCUGGUUAAAGACAAGAGCCUGCACCGGGCACCCUACUAUUUCCUGCUGGACCUGUGCGCCUCGGAUAUCCUGCGCUCCGCCAUCUGCUUCCCCUUUGUCUUCACCUCCGUAAAGAAUGGAUCUGCCUGGACGUACGGCACGCUCACCUGCAAAGUGAUCGCCUUCCUGGGAGUGCUUUCCUGUUUCCACACGGCGUUCAUGCUCUUCUGCGUCAGCGUCACCCGCUACCUGGCGAUUGCCCACCACCGCUUCUACACCAAGAGGCUGACGUUCUGGACGUGCUUGGCCGUCAUUUGCAUGGUGUGGACGCUGUCGGUGGCCAUGGCGUUCCCGCCGGUGCUGGACGUCGGGACAUACUCCUUCAUCCGAGAGGAGGACCAGUGCACGUUUCAGCACCGCUCCUUCAGGGCAAACGACUCGCUGGGCUUCAUGCUGCUGCUGGCGCUCAUCCUCCUGGCCACGCAGCUGGUUUACCUCAAGCUCAUCUUCUUCGUCCACGACCGCCGGAAGAUGAAGCCCGUCCAGUUCGUGCCCGCCGUCAGCCAGAACUGGACCUUCCACGGGCCCGGCGCCAGCGGGCAGGCGGCGGCCAACUGGCUGGCCGGGUUCGGCCGGGGCCCCACCCCUCCGACUUUGCUGGGAAUCCGACAGAACAGCAACGCCGCGGGCCGCAGGCGUCUCCUGGUGCUCGACGAGUUCAAAACGGAGAAGAGGAUUAGUAGGAUGUUCUACAUAAUGACGUUUUUCUUCCUGGCUCUGUGGGGGCCCUACCUGGUCGCCUGCUACUGGCGGGUGUUUGCCAGGGGCCCCGUGGUUCCUGGCGGCUACCUGACGGCGGCCGUGUGGAUGAGCUUUGCCCAGGCCGGGGUCAAUCCUUUCAUCUGCAUCUUCUCCAACCGGGAGCUGCGGCGCUGCUUCAGCACCACGCUCCUCUACUGUAGAAAAUCCAGGUUACCAAGGGAACCCUACUGCGUUAUAUGAUGGUUUUGCUGUUUUUUUUUUGUUUUUUUUUUAGUCAUCUAUGUCUUGGUUACCCUGAUUUACCUUGAUGUGGGCUCGUCCCAGUUGUACAGCUCUUGUUCCACGUCCUUCCCCAAUCAACCUUCAGUUUUCCCUUGCUCCUCCUCCUCACAGCCCUUCUCGGAGGGUAGAGGGUGGACUGCUGGCCACGCGGCUCUGCCUGGAUGAUUAAAAGCAAAAAGUCCGACCAAACGCGGAGACCGAACGGAAUGGGAAUAUAGAGAAGGUAUGGAUCCCCUUCCGGCGUUUAUGUUCUAGUAAACAAACAUUGUGGAAGGCCAUGCCAAUGCAGAAAAGCAAAAAGUUUCAAUUUUUUUUUUUUUUUUUUGACGAAACAAUGAAAACAAAAACCUCCUGCUUUGGAUAUUUCGAAGACGAGUAACUCUGUGAUGUGUGAAAUACAAAAAUAAAAAAAAAUAAAAAAGUUAUUAAAAAAAGGAACACAAAACGAAGAAACAAUACCUCUCAAGGAAUCAUUGGAAAUGUUUUACAGUUUAAGAGUUGCACUAAAAAGAAGAUGUAAAGUUGCUUUUCUUUGGUCGAUGGUUGCCAACUGUAUUGCAAGGACAACUUUUUCCUCUCUUUGUUUUUUUUUGUUUUUUUCUCUCCUUCAAAGUAAACAAUGAAUGCUUUAAUUUGCAACAGACAACACACUUGUCUUUACUUUAAGUAAAGCAAAACUUUGUGACUGUUGGGAAACACCAUCACAAGAGGAUAGGAUGGUUUUAAAUGUAAGUGAUUUUUCUUUUUCCAUUUACCGGGAGCGGGUGGGGCGUAAAGGGGAUCGGGGGUACGCGAUUUGUGGUUUUUUGAAGUUGCAACUUAAAACUAGAACUUUUUUUCUUGUAGUUUUACAACCCAUAUGUCCAUAGUGUCCCACCGUGUUACUUUCUUAACCGAUUUUACAGGAAAAAAAAAGAUGGUGCAAUGUAUGGGUUUGGAUAAAAAAAAUAUGAUUGAUUAAAAAAAAAAAGAAAAAAAAAAAAGAUCUUGUGCUUAAAAAAAAGACAUUGAAGACAUAGUUUAAUGUUUCGUCAUAUCCAUGUACCUAAACACUAUCAUGUUGUGACAGUAUUGCCGAUGCCACUCCGGGUGUUCUUGCCUUAAUGGUGAUGAUAUUGUCAUGGUUUUUCUUUUAUUUAAAUAUAUAUUU